GUGUUGGUGUGCGAGGUGUGAGACUGAACUGCUGUACAAGACCUGCACUCACUUCACACACACUCACUCACACACACACUUAAUAGAAACACGGUUAUUUUCUUUUCUAUGCUGUAUCAGAAACAAUCUUCAUAUGCCUGCAGGACUGUUAAGGAAUACUGUAACCUGGAGUGUAACUCAAGACAGCAGGAAAAGUUGAGCAUAUAAACAUUUACUUAAUAAACACACAAUUCUAGGAAGAGCCUUAGGAGCAUGUGUUAAGAUGGAUAUGAAGGUGUUAUUAAUAUCAGCUCUACUAGGAUUUGUCUCUCAUGUAAGAUCAAAAACAGAUGGCAAUAUAUGUAUUUCUACAAAUGCCAAAACAUGUGGAGAGUGUAUUCAGAUCGGGCCACAGUGUGCGUGGUGCAAAGAUCCGGAUUUCAAACCUUCACGGUGUGAUGACAGAGAUUCUCUGGAAAAGGCAGGCUGCACUCCACUCGGCAUAGAAAACCCUCGAGGAACGGUCACCGUCAACAAGAACAAACCCGUCACGAACCGUAAAGUCGACGGAGGACAGAUUCUGAAUGAGAUCACUCAGAUCCAGCCACAGAAACUCACCCUGAACCUCCGAUCUGGUGAAUCACAGAAGUUUACUCUCAAGUUCAAGAGGGCAGAAGAUUAUCCUAUCGAUCUGUACUUUCUGAUGGAUCUUAGUGACUCCAUGCGAAGUAAUCUUGAAAAUGUCAAAAACCUGGGAACCGAACUUGCCAAGGCGAUGCAGCACAUCACGAAAGACCUGCGGAUAGGGUUUGGUUCAUUCUUGGAGAAACUAGUCAUGCCUUACAUUUUGAUGACACCAAAAUAUCUGAAGAACCCAUGUUUUCCAAAUGAUUGCUCAGCGCCCUUCAGCUACAAAAAUGUUCUGAACUUGACCGACGACGGUGCAUUGUUUUCACAAGAGGUUAGCAAGCAGAAAACUUCUGGAAACCUGGACUCUCCAGAGGCAGGAUUUGAUGCAAUCAUGCAGGCUGCUGUCUGCACGGAAGUGAUCGGCUGGAGGAAUGUGACUCGUCUCCUUGUGUUCUCCACGGAUGCUGGAUUCCAUUUUGCUGGAGAUGGAAAACUGGGUGGCAUUGUUCGUCCAAAUGAUGGGAGAUGCCACCUGGAUAAUAAUAUGUACACCAUGAGCAACUACUUUGACUACCCCUCCAUCUCUCAGCUGGUAGACACACUGAGUGACAACAACAUUCAGACCAUCUUUGCUGUGACACAACAAUUCAGAGAUCUUUAUCAGGAGCUUUCUGCUCUAAUCCCUAAAUCAGCAGUGGGGACACUGUCUACCAAUUCUUCCAAUGUCAUCCAGCUCAUCAUUGAUGCAUAUAAUUCUUUGUCCUCAGAGGUCAUUCUGGAGAACAGCAAGUUACCUGCUGGUGUGUCCAUCUCCUACAUCUCCCACUGCAAGAAUGGAGUGAGCGAGAAAGGAGAAAAUGGGAGAAAGUGCUCCAACAUCUCCAUUGGGGAUGAGGUGGAGUUUGAUAUAGAAAUUACAGCCAAGGGCUGUCCAUCUAAAGAUAAAUCAGAGACUAUAAGGAUCAACCCGCUGGGCUUCAGCGAGAAGGUGGAAAUUGUUCUCAACUUUGUCUGUGAAUGUGAGUGUCGAAAAGACAGAAUCCUAAACAGUCCGGAGUGUAGCGGCGGCCAUGGCACUCUGGAGUGUGGAGUAUGCAGGUGUAAUGAAGGCCGGUUAGGCAGAUUAUGCGAGUGCAGUCAAGAUGAGUUCCUGACAGAUGAUCUGGACGCUAACUGCCGCAUGAAUAAUGGGACGGACAUCUGCAGCAACAAUGGAGAAUGUGUCUGUGGAACGUGUGAGUGCAAGAAAAGAGAAAACCCAGAGGAGAUAUACAGCGGAAAGUUCUGUGAGUGCGACAACUUCAGCUGUGACCGCUCCAACAACAAGCUCUGUGGAGGUCAUGGUCGAUGUGAGUGCAAAAAGUGUAUCUGUGAUGCUAACUAUAAAGGAAGUGCUUGCGAAUGCCCGUUGAACACCUCCACCUGUCUGACCAGUAACGAACUGAUCUGUAACGGACGGGGCAUUUGCGAGUGCGGCGUGUGUAAAUGUACCGACAAAAAUUAUGAGGGUCCAUACUGUGAAAUCUGCCCAACCUGCUCCAGAAUUUGCAAUCAACACAAGGACUGUGUUGAGUGCCUACGAUUUGGCAAGGAACGUACAUGUCAGAAAGAUUGCAAAUCCUUCAAUAUUACAUCAGUGAAGACUAAGGAGGAGCUUUAUUAUCUGAAAAACCAGCCCAUCAAUCAAUGCAAAGAGCGUGACGCUGACGACUGCUGGUUCUACUUUACCUACACUACCAAAAGCGAUGACAGCAUUGACGUCAUUGUGGCUGAGAAAAAGGAAUGUCCCUCUGGCCCUGACAUCAUUCCCAUCGUAGCGGGUGUGGUCGCCGGAAUCGUUCUGAUUGGUUUAGCACUUCUGCUCAUCUGGAAGCUGCUCAUGAUUAUUCAUGACCGCAGAGAGUUCGCCAAGUUCGAGAAAGAGAAGAUGAAUGCCAAAUGGGACACAGGUGACAACCCCAUCUAUAGAAGUGCUGUGACAACUGUGGUGAACCCCAAAUAUGAGGGAAAGUGAUUGCAUCUUCAGGAUGGCUUGCAGCAGUGGACCUCAGCUAGUCUUUGCUUCAUCGUCCGGAUUUUACAUUGGUGACCUGAUACCGUAUCAUAAACUACAUUUAAUUUGGGACAAACUGUGACUUCAGACAAAAACACCUACUUGGAUAUCAACAGCAAUUUUAUCGUCCGUUUCAAAUUUUGACUAUUUAUUUUUUUAGGUUUUUCAUCCAUUAUCCUGUCAAAUGCAUUUUUGGAUCCAAACCUUAGAGUUGAUUAGUUUCCAUGUGCUUAAUUAUAUUGUUUAUAUUUUGUAAUGUUUAUAUGUAAAUAUGAAACUCCUCAUUUCCUAUGAGAUUAUGGUUUCCCAGAGCACAAGAAGUCAAAACAAAAUUUACCAACGAUUAUUAUUUUUUAAUUUACUUUCUAUAAAGCCAAUAAAACAGUCUUUCUGUUAUUCUUAA
This is a messenger RNA of Puntigrus tetrazona (Sumatra barb), 3065 nucleotides long. Its product is annotated as integrin beta-1-like. Gene Ontology annotation, molecular function: laminin binding; integrin binding; fibronectin binding. The transcript is spliced from 16 exons. Gene Ontology annotation, biological process: cell-matrix adhesion; cell adhesion mediated by integrin; integrin-mediated signaling pathway. The record is from RefSeq and is a predicted model, not a curated record. NCBI's taxonomy places the organism in Eukaryota, Metazoa, Chordata, Actinopteri, Cypriniformes, Cyprinidae. Gene Ontology annotation, cellular component: integrin complex; focal adhesion; cell surface. The coding region runs from base 263 to 2623 and encodes 786 amino acids.